GCUCCUAUUGGCUAGUGGGCUGGAGGCGAUGGCGGCGGGGCUGUCGGUUCGGUCCGGGCCGCUCGAGCUUUUCGUCCGGGACCGCGGGUGGCUCCGGGUCGUGGCCGAGCUGCGAGCUGAUGGCUUGAAGCUGACCAGCGAGGACUCGGAGAAUGGGGACUGGGACGGUCUGUCCAAUGGUUCCCCGCGGCCACGGAGCUCCAGCCCGGGUCCAGUCCACAUGAGCCCGGCGGGGCCUGGAUCCGGGAGUUCGGGCCGAGGUGCCGCGGAUCUUGUACCUCCGGAGAUCGGCAGUCCGAAACCGAGCCCGGGGCUGACCGAGCAGGUCCGUACCGUGAGGGUGGUGAAGCAGGAAGCCGGUGGCCUUGGUAUCAGCAUCAAGGGCGGCCGCGAAAACCGAAUGCCCAUCCUCAUCUCCAAGAUUUUCCGGGGCCUCGCGGCCGAGCGCACCGGCGCCUUAUUCGUGGGAGAUGCCAUCCUGACGGUGAACGGAAGUGACCUCCGGGCGGCGACACACGACCAGGCCGUACAGGCCCUGAAGAAGGCUGGAAGGGAGGUGACCCUGGAGGUCACUUAUAUCCAGGAAGUGAUGCCAUACUUGAAAAAGCCCUCAUUGAUAGCAGACCUGGCAUGGGAUAGUCUACCUCCUCAUUCUCCAUAUCUCGGAGCUGCUGGCUCCAGUUCUCCAAAUCACAGUGCCAAAGACAGCAAGAUUUUUCCGCUGAAGAUGUGCUACAUCACAAGGAGUCUGAGCAUGCCUAAUCCAGAGAGCAGGUUAUUUGAACUGCACUCCCCUGAUGGCAGGCAUGUAAUCAUUCUGCGGAGCAAGGAUGCUGUUGCUACACAUGCUUGGUUCACAGCCAUUCACACGACUAUCACGGCGCUGAUCCCUCAGGCACUGUUGGAGCUGAAUGGGCUGCUUAACCCAAGUGGCAGGGCCAUACAGCAUAUUGGCUGGCUGGCUGAGCAGCAGAAAGUUGAAGGUGGAAGGCAGCACUGGAAGCCGGUGGUGGUCGUCCUUACUGAUAAAGACAUGCUGCUUUACAACAGCGUCCCAUGGAACAGAGACCUGUGGUCAUCGCCCACUCAGAGUCACCCACUGCUAGCAACCAGGUUGGUUCACUCAGGGUCAGCACGAGGAUCCCCAAGCAUUAGUUCCGAUCUAUCAUUUGCGACAAGAACUGGGUCACGACAAGGCAUUGAAAUGCAUGUUUUCCGUGUGGAGACUCACCGGGAUCUGUCAACAUGGACACGGAUGCUUGUCCAAGGCUGCCAUAGUGCUUCGGAGCUGAUUAAAGAGGUGACGUUGGCAGGAUGUACUUGGAAUGGACAGGACGUAAAACUGGUCAUUCAUUAUGAAAGUGGUUUUGUGAUGUCCCACAACAACUCGACUGGAGGUUCAUCCAGCCCCCUUUUCCAGUAUCCAUUUGAAAGAUUGAAAAUGUCGGCUGAUGAUGGGAUCAGGAUGCUUUAUUUGGACUUUGGGGGGCCAGAAGGAGAGCUGCAUCUGGAUUUGCAUUCGUGUCCAAAGCCUGCUGUCUUUGUUAUACAUUCAUUUCUCUCAGCCAAAGUGACCCGGAUGGGACUGCUAGUGUGAAUAAUGAAGUGCCAGGAAAAAUCUUUGGAUUCAUGCAUUCAUCAAAACCAAAGACCAUUGCUGCAUCUUGGAAAAUGUAACCUGCAAAAGCAAAAAGAUCAGGCCUGGUGGGAGGCCAGAGCUCUUGUUAGAAUGGGAGGAAUCUAAUGUAUGUUAUUCAGCGUCACAUUGUGAAACAGAGAUCUCCCAAUAUUGCUGUUUGUUGCCAAAUGUGCCUUUUUAUUAUUCUGGAACUUCACAAUUUUUUGAUUGUUUUUACUGUGAAGAUAACAGUUUUAAUUUUGGAGCAUAUAGUUUUGUAAUUUGAUUUAAAAGAUCUUGGUAACAAAUGAUGCUAGCUGGUUCUGGUGUUAUUCCUGUAAUUGGUGUAAUAUCUUCCAAUCCUGGGGCAGCAUUCCUCCCACUUUUGCAGUUGGAACAGGAGGACUGAAAUGAGCACAGUAUUGUCACUUAAACCAGCAAACUAGGUAAGUGACCUGAAACUGUUCCUUUAAUUAUGUUAUUCUAAAACUUUGUGCUAAAGUACUGUACAUAUCUAUGCUUGCAGCAGACCAGUGCCACUGGGAAGGAAGGUCUUUUGGAUAAUUAAACUUGUCCAAAUGAACUUGUUUUUAUCUACACAUUGAGUAAAACAGUGAAAUUACUCAGGCAGCCUUGAGCCUCCAUGUGGUCCUCAAUGUUUCCUUACAUUUACAUAAUGAAUCUGGACUCUCUGUACUGUCACACUGUAGAAGGCAUGGUCUCAUAAGUCCGCUAGCCAAUUUUGGCCAUUGAAAAUGAAUAUAGUGGGAGAGACAUGAAACCAGUUGUGCAGGCUGUUCUGCCCACUGGGUUGGGCGAGAAAGCCUUACACCCAUUUUUAAAAAAAAACCCACAUCUGCAACACCAUUAAUAUCUUCUACAAACUUCCCCUCCUUUUCUGACUACAAUCUCUGCCUGUGACUAGCUCUUUGCCAUGGUGUGGAUGGCCAAUAGCUACCAAAUAUUGAUGGGUCAAAGAUGCAAAUAGUAUCUAUGAUAUAAUGGUAACUUUCCCCACCUAGUGGGCGGCAUGGUGGCUCAGUGGUUAACACUGCUGCCUCACAGUGCCAGAGACCUGAGUUCAAUUCCAGC
Molecule: messenger RNA, 2710 nt
Organism: Chiloscyllium plagiosum (whitespotted bambooshark)
Lineage: Eukaryota; Metazoa; Chordata; Chondrichthyes; Orectolobiformes; Hemiscylliidae
Gene: sntb2
Product: syntrophin, beta 2
Cellular component (GO): intracellular anatomical structure; synapse; dystrophin-associated glycoprotein complex
Molecular function (GO): protein binding; structural molecule activity
Source: RefSeq, a predicted model, not a curated record